AUGGGUCGUGUUAAAUUGGAGAUUAAGAGAAUAGAAAACAACACAAAUCGGCAGGUUACGUUUUCGAAGCGUAGGAAUGGCCUCAUUAAGAAGGCUUAUGAACUUUCCAUCCUUUGUGAUAUUGAUAUCGCUCUUAUCAUGUUCUCCCCUUCUGGUCGUCUUAGUCACUUUUCUGGCAAAAAAAGGGAUCUAUCAACCACGAUGUAUGAUCCAUUGUUGCAAUUAACCAGCUCGAACACGGGUCCACAUGGCAUAGGAGAAUGCCAAAUCACCAAUCCAGGUGGCGAAAAUUAUCCCACGUGGCCUCAGGCUUAUGUUUCAACAGGGUUCCAUUCCUCUCCCAUUUCACCUACCUUAUACCCUCAAAUUCAGCAGCAUGGGAUGAUGGGUACAGAGACAACAGAGACUAUGACACGUGAGCAGGUUGAUAUCCCAAUCAAUAGCCACGGUGUACAAUCUGACAAUGAAGGUGCUAACUAUGAUAACAGAAUCCCAUAA
Pistacia vera is the source of this 498-nucleotide messenger RNA. RefSeq names its product agamous-like MADS-box protein AGL104. The coding region runs from base 1 to 498 and encodes 165 amino acids. The record is from RefSeq and is a predicted model, not a curated record. The transcript has 3 exons. NCBI's taxonomy places the organism in Eukaryota, Viridiplantae, Streptophyta, Magnoliopsida, Sapindales, Anacardiaceae. Gene Ontology annotation, biological process: positive regulation of transcription by RNA polymerase II. Gene Ontology annotation, molecular function: DNA-binding transcription factor activity, RNA polymerase II-specific; protein dimerization activity; RNA polymerase II cis-regulatory region sequence-specific DNA binding.